This is a messenger RNA of Cylicocyclus nassatus, 1272 nucleotides long. NCBI's taxonomy places the organism in Eukaryota, Metazoa, Nematoda, Chromadorea, Rhabditida, Strongylidae. The record is from the annotation of a GenBank genome assembly.
AUCUUCCUGAGAUGAUUCUAGCAUCUGCAGGAUAUGUGUGACGACGAGGUUGCAGCUCUUGUGGUUGAUAAUGGAUCCGGAAUGUGCAAGGCCGGAUUCGCCGGGGACGAUGCUCCACGAGCCGUCUUUCCCUCGAUCGUUGGACGUCCCAGACAUCAAGGUGUCAUGGUUGGUAUGGGUCAGAAGGACUCCUACGUAGGAGACGAGGCCCAAUCAAAAAGGGGUAUUCUGACUUUGAAGUAUCCGAUUGAGCACGGUAUCGUGACCAACUGGGAUGAUAUGGAGAAGAUCUGGCAUCACACCUUCUACAAUGAGCUUCGUGUAGCCCCAGAAGAGCACCCCGUCUUGCUCACUGAGGCUCCACUCAAUCCCAAAGCCAACAGAGAAAAGAUGACCCAAAUCAUGUUCGAGACUUUCAACACCCCAGCCAUGUACGUCGCCAUCCAAGCCGUUCUGUCCCUCUACGCAUCUGGCCGUACCACCGGAGUCGUGCUCGACUCCGGAGAUGGUGUCACUCACACCGUCCCCAUCUAUGAAGGUUAUGCCCUUCCCCACGCCAUCCUCCGUCUCGAUCUGGCUGGCCGUGACCUUACUGACUACUUGAUGAAAAUUCUCACCGAACGUGGUUACUCGUUUACUACCACAGCUGAGAGAGAAAUAGUCCGUGACAUCAAGGAAAAACUAUGCUACGUUGCUCUCGAUUUUGAGCAAGAAAUGGCUACCGCUGCCUCCUCAUCUUCUCUGGAAAAAUCUUAUGAGCUUCCUGAUGGGCAAGUCAUUACUGUCGGAAAUGAGCGAUUCCGUUGCCCUGAGGCACUCUUCCAGCCUUCGUUCCUGGGUAUGGAAUCUGCUGGAAUACAUGAAACAUCGUAUAACUCCAUCAUGAAGUGUGACAUUGACAUUAGGAAAGAUCUUUAUGCGAACACUGUACUUUCCGGAGGAACUACGAUGUAUCCGGGUAUUGCUGAUCGCAUGCAGAAGGAAAUUACAGCACUAGCGCCUAGCACAAUGAAGAUCAAAAUCAUUGCACCCCCAGAGCGCAAAUACUCUGUCUGGAUUGGAGGAUCUAUCCUGGCUUCCCUGUCCACCUUCCAACAGAUGUGGAUCUCCAAGCAGGAAUACGAUGAAUCCGGCCCAUCCAUUGUCCAUCGCAAGUGCUUCUAAAUCUAUGGUGUCAACGGAUCAACAGUUUAAGCUGCCUUUUUUGUUUUUGUGCAUAUUGUUUUCGUCAUCGUUGUCUUAAUAAUAAACUUCUGACUUGUUAGAAAUCAA